AUGGAGUCCUCCGCGUCCACCGAGGUGGAGAGCAAAGAGCGGAGGAAGAUCCAGUUCGCCGUCCCGGCCUCGGCGGCCACCAACCUGGACCCCCGUCAAGUUGAGAUGAUUCGGCGCAGGAGGCCGACGCCCGCCACCCUCUUCAGAGUAGCCGACCAAGGCUCGCCUGAAGACGAGCAGACCGGCCAUCAGGUAAAGUGGGUCGUGGGUGAGAACGGCGUCCUCAAACCAAAGCGAGUCAAUCCAAACCUGUACCAGCCUCCGUCACUUAAAGCUGUACAGAAGAUGGCCGAAGCGCACAUGCAGAACCUCGGCGUUCGCCCUCCUCUGGAGCACCCUCGCGAGGGCGAGGAGGACGACGACCUCUGGGAAGGAGCCGCCGACCAGCAGGAGUCGGUGAGCGGCGGGCCGCCGGAAGCGGCGGCCGGCGCCCAGGAGAGCCGAGGGCCGAUCCGGGCCUCGCGGGCGGAGGAGGAAGUUGAGGAAGAGGGCCCGACGACAGAGGAGAGCAAGUCGCUAGGGACUAAAUGA
Nerophis lumbriciformis (worm pipefish) is the source of this 531-nucleotide messenger RNA. The record is from RefSeq and is a predicted model, not a curated record. Lineage: Eukaryota; Metazoa; Chordata; Actinopteri; Syngnathiformes; Syngnathidae.